Molecule: messenger RNA, 1885 nt
Organism: Camelus dromedarius (Arabian camel)
Lineage: Eukaryota; Metazoa; Chordata; Mammalia; Artiodactyla; Camelidae
Gene: VWC2
Product: von Willebrand factor C domain containing 2
Exons: 3
Coding region: 1-966 (321 amino acids)
Biological process (GO): negative regulation of BMP signaling pathway
Cellular component (GO): AMPA glutamate receptor complex
Molecular function (GO): protein binding
Source: RefSeq, a predicted model, not a curated record
AUGCCCAGCGCGGCGGCGAUGGCAGCGGGCGCGCUGUCCAGCUCCCUCCUGCUCACCUGCUGCCUGGUGGUGGCUCUGUGCAGCCCGAGCAUGCCGCUGGAGAAGCUGGCCCGCGCGCCGGAGCAGCCGGGCCAGGAGAAGCGCGAGCACGCGUCUCGGGACGGCCCGGGCCGGGUGAGCGAGCUCGGGCGCCCGGCGAGGGACGAGGGCGGCGGCGGCGGCGGCGGCCGGGACUGGAAGAGCAGGGGCGGCCGCGGGCCGGCCGGCCGCGAGGCGUGGACCAAGCAGAAGCAGGCCUGGGCCGCCCAGGCCGGGGCCCUGCCGGCGCGGCCCCGCGGGGACACCCCGCGCGAGGAGCCCCCCGCCGCCCAGGACGCGGCGCGGCCGGAGCCCGAGCCCACGCCCGAGCCGCCGGAGGAGUACGCGUACCCGGACUACCGGGGCAAGGGCUGCGUGGACGAGGGCGGCUUCGUCUACGCCAUCGGGGAGAAGUUCGCGCCGGGCCCCUCGGCCUGCCCGUGCCUGUGCACCGAGGAGGGGCCGCUGUGCGCGCAGCCCGAGUGCCCGCGGCUGCACCCGCGCUGCAUCCACGUCGACACCAGCCAGUGCUGCCCGCAGUGCAAGGAGAGGAGGAACUACUGCGAGUUCCGGGGCAGGACCUACCAGACCCUGGAGGAGUUCGUGGUGUCCCCGUGCGAGCGGUGCCGCUGUGAGGCCAGCGGGGAAGUGCUGUGCACGGUGUCCGCGUGUCCCCAGACGGAGUGUGUGGACCCCGUGUACGAGCCCGACCAGUGCUGUCCCAUCUGCAAGAACGGUCCCAACUGCUUCGCAGAGACGGCCGUCAUCCCAGCCGGCAGGGAGGUGAAGACGGACGAGUGCACCGUCUGCCACUGCACCUACGAGGAGGGGACGUGGAGGAUCGAGCGGCAGGCCAUGUGCACCAGGCACGAAUGCAGGCAGAUGUAGACCCGGGGCCGCGCGGGCGUCUCCCGGGGGACCGUGCUGGUGUCUGCAUCCUGGGCGGCUCUGAGAAGCACCGGCCGGGGAGGGGGAGACCCUGGCCGAGGCGUGAUGGACACCGGCCGGCACUUGUGCUCUUCUCGGUAACAGUGACUGCAAGAGAAGGACACGGAUCUAUUUCAAGACAUCCACAAGAACUCGGGGCCAUCGGAGCCCUCUCUCAAUAAAAUGUGCUAUUUUCACAGCGAGGACACCGCAGUCCACUAUUCUAUAUGAAGUGUAUUUCUAUAACCCUCGAUGAGAGAGCUUAUAUAAAUGUUUUCUAUAGAUACAGAUUAAAAAGCCUGGGCUGCCCUCCUGGUGUCCCCGCGUGUCUCUUCCAGCUCGGAUCCCCGAGUCCGGCCCGUGCGGUGAUCUGCGGUUGCUGGGUCUCCUCCGGGUCUCGGGAGGGCGUGCCCAGUGACAGAUCGUCAGAUAACGGAACCGAUUUUUGCUGAAAGCCGGUCCAGGUUCUGCUCCAUCACAGAGAGACCAGUGGUGUCUUUUCCUUCGAAGACCCAGGCAAACUCACACCGAUACAAUACGUCCUUCUUAUAACCUGUGCCGUUAUCAGCUCCAUCCUCGGUCAUUUGGGAGACGCAGGUGCAGAGGUAACGGACACACACAGGCUUCCUGCUCGUUCAGAGCUCCCACACCGCGGGCCGUGGAUGGAGGCGUCUGUGUGUUUCCGGCCGCUGGUCCAACACAAGUAGGAAGUUAUGGUCACCGGGAUGGGAGCUGAGCCAGAAGGCAGCAGGGGCGGUGGGAAGGGCUUCCUAAGAUGAGCAGAGACUACAGGCAAAACAAUUGCCUGUUUUAAGAAGUCAUUUCAUCAUCCAAGGGGGAAUAAUUGUAUGUAGAGAACAAACAUAAGAGACACAAGCCU